Sinocyclocheilus anshuiensis is the source of this 925-nucleotide messenger RNA. RefSeq names its product NADH dehydrogenase [ubiquinone] iron-sulfur protein 3, mitochondrial-like. The transcript has 6 exons. The record is from RefSeq and is a predicted model, not a curated record. Bases 82 to 810 code for a protein of 242 amino acids. Gene Ontology annotation, cellular component: respiratory chain complex I. NCBI's taxonomy places the organism in Eukaryota, Metazoa, Chordata, Actinopteri, Cypriniformes, Cyprinidae. Gene Ontology annotation, molecular function: NADH dehydrogenase (ubiquinone) activity.
GAUGGCAGCAGCGCACUGAGAAAUGCACUCGUACCGUCAGCGGAUCCCGCGAGGAAGGACGCGGUGUGGGUGGGAGUAAAGAUGGCGGCCUCCUUGGUUAGGUUUGUCCGCAGCGGUUUUGGAAGAAGUCUGAACGUUGCUAGACAGAGUGCUGCCAUUGUCCAGACAAGAACAACGACAACUGAAACCAGACCUACUGUGAGGCCCAAGGAUCCAGUCACACACACUCAGCUGUCAGAGUUUGGAGAAUACAUCGCAGAGAUUCUCCCCAAAUAUGUGCAACAAGUUCAGGUGACCUGCUUUAAUGAGCUGGAGGUAAUGAUCCACCCAGAAGGGAUUAUACCUGUUCUUACCUUCCUGAAGGAUCACACAAACUCUCAGUUCAACAACAUGAUUGACCUCACAGCCGUGGAUGUCCCUACAAGGCAGUACCGCUUUGAGAUUGUGUAUAAUCUGCUGUCCCUGCGCUAUAAUUCUCGUAUCCGAGUGAAGACCUACACUGAUGAGCUGACUCCUCUUGACUCCUCUGUGCCUGUGCACCAGGCAGCUGACUGGUAUGAGAGAGAGAGCAAUUGCAGUUUUGUUUUUUAUUUUAUUUUUUUUAUAAAAUGUGAAACAUUACUGGGUGUGUUGAUUCUUCUUCGUCAGGUACGUUAUGAUGAUGAAGUGAAGCGGGUUGUGGCUGAACCUGUUGAGCUCGCCCAGGAGUUCCGUAAGUUUGACUUGAACAGUCCAUGGGAAGCGUUUCCCGCAUACCGCGAGCCUAAAGACGCUCCUAAACUGGAAUCUGGGGAUAAACCAGCAAAGUAACCCCCCCUCUGUGCUCUGACCCUUGAGAGUUGUACUCAUACCCUCAGAUAAAUCCUCAGAACGUAUUUAUGUAAAUAAGACCCUGUGCUACAUCUAAAUAAAACAAUGAAAACCG